Rhizophagus irregularis DAOM 181602=DAOM 197198 is the source of this 1479-nucleotide messenger RNA. RefSeq lists its product as uncharacterized. NCBI's taxonomy places the organism in Eukaryota, Fungi, Glomeromycota, Glomeromycetes, Glomerales, Glomeraceae. The record is from RefSeq and is a predicted model, not a curated record.
UUUAAGUUGAAUGAAAUUCCAUUUCCGCAUUCAUCAAACUCUUUCUCAUACUUCUCAACUCUUUUUGUUAAAGAGGACACCAAAGAACGAAAAGAUGGAAACCACGCAAAAUUUUGAAGUUUCAACUUUAUCGAGUCGCGAAACAAAUAAUAUUAUCUAUUUUCCUGACUUAGUAAAUCCUCCUUCAACAAAUACUUUUAUUAAUAAAAUAGAUAGUAUGGAUAUAGAUUAUCCUUUGGAAGAUGAAAAUGCUCUAGAAGAUUUUAUUAUUACUGAAACUCAAGGAUUUUUAGUUAAAUUAGAACGCGAACUUCGCCCUCAACCUCAAUUUUAUGCUUUAACUGGACCAGGAACUCAUCCAGGAUUUUAUGGUGCUGGCAAGUUUGAAACACCGGAUCCAGUUAUUGAAUAUAUUAGAAGUAAUUGUAGUCCAUUUAAAGAAAACGAGGAACAUAAAGAAAUAAUCGUUGAUAUAGAAAAUAAAGUUGAGAAAGAAUCCAAAAAAGAAAAGAAACAAGCUAAACAAACUAAAACUAAACAGACAAAAAUAACCAAUUUUACUAUAAAGUCUAAUAGAAAAUCUAAUUAUGAAGAAAAAUCUGAUAACAAUGGAGAAGCUUCUCAAAAAAACACUAGAAAGAAAAGUUUAUCAACAUCAGAGUCAUCCUCAAAGAAGAGAAUAAAGACUAAUUCAGGAGCCGAAGAUGAAGCGGCAAAAUUUCCAGAUGAUGAUAACUCUGAAAAUAAACGCGAUGUUGAAAGACCGAAAAAGAGUUCAGGCAACAAUAGAGGUCGACCAAAAGGUUCAUUGAAUAAAAAUAAAAAGGAUUCGAUUACAAAGAAUCGGAAAAGUGAAGUUGAUUCUCUUUCAACCUCUGGUUCGACUUCAACUUCGCCCAAAAAAUCAACUACGUCACCAAUGAUUCCCACAAGAGAAGGUGGUUUAGGAAUGAUAUUGAACACAGAUAAUUUUAUUGUCAAUACUGCAGCAACAAUGAGUUCUGCUAUGGCUAUUACGGCUUCUUCGCCCUGAACAAGAAAAUUGGUGUCACGUGACACAAACAAGUUUCUUCGAAUAAUAACGGAUAAACAUUCCACUUUAGUUAGAUCUUAUAGAUGAUUGAUGCAUAAUAAAAGAAUUAAAAUUUUAUUUUUGCUUCUUGCUAAAUAUUCGUAUUUCUCUCUUUUGUUGAUGUCAUGUGAUAAGAUAAAAUGCACCAUUACAUAAGUUUCAAUUUUUCCGAUAUAAUGGAAAACGAACGAGUUCAUUAAAAAACAAUACUUUAUAGAGGACGAAGAAAACCCUGCAUAAAAAAAUAUUUCAUACAAAUCAAAAAAAAAGGAUUUCACAAUGCUUUUCAAGUGUAACCAGCAUGAUUCUGAUUCAAUAAAAAAAAACCUUUUUAUUUAAUUUGUGAAAUAUAAAAUAUUAAACUUUUUCCGUCUUCAUUUAUUUCAUCCUUUACAAAGAAAAUAAAU